CAUACGAAUGUCAUCUUCAUUCGUGUUUAUCGUGGCGCUAGUGUUGAUUCAUUUUAAGAGGUUAAUAAAGACUUCUUAUUUUACGAAUUUUAUUUUUAUAAUAUUCUAAUAUAGAUUUGAAGAUGUCAUUUGAAUUAUAUAAAAUAAAAUUUUAUAUAUUAAUACUGUGCAUAUAAAGCGUACAAAAUGCAAUCGAUUUUUAGAUUUGUAAUAAUAAUCUUUUCCGUGUCAACAAUUUCAUGUUACCAGAGAUCAUAUCCAAAGAACUUAAGUAAUUCUAAAGAAACGGGACAUUCAAAUAAUUGGGCAGUCCUAGUUGAUACAUCCCGAUUUUGGUUCAACUAUAGACAUGUUGCAAAUGUUUUAUCUAUAUAUAGAAGUGUUAAACGUUUAGGAAUACCUGACUCCCAAAUUAUUCUUAUGAUCGCCGAUGAUAUGGCAUGUAACCCUAGAAAUCCUAGACCUGCCACUGUCUUUAAUAAUGUCAAACAACAUAUUAAUGUUUAUGGAGAUGAUGUGGAAGUUGAUUAUAGAGGUUAUGAAGUUACUGUAGAAAAUUUUGUAAGAUUAUUAACUGGUCGAUUGGCACCAGAAACUCCAAGAUCCAAAAAGUUACUCACCGAUGAAAGAUCUAAUAUAUUAAUUUAUUUGACUGGGCAUGGGGGUAACGGAUUUUUAAAGUUUCAAGAUUCCGAAGAAAUAACUAGUCGAGAGCUUGGAGAUGCUUUAGAACAAAUGUGGCAAAAGAGAAGAUAUCAUGAAAUAUUAUUUAUUGUAGAUACAUGCCAAGCAAGCUCUAUGUAUGAAAAAUUUUAUUCUCCAAAUAUAUUAGCAAUAACUUCCAGUUUGGUAGGAGAAGAUUCUUUGUCUCAUCAUGUGGAUCCUGCUAUAGGUGUAUAUGUUAUAGACAGAUUUACAUAUUAUGCUCUGGACUUUUUAGAGAAAGUAGAGCCUACCAGUAGUAGAACAUUAGGAGAAUUUCUCAAAAUAUGUCCAAAACAUUAUUGUUUAUCUACAGUUGGUGUAAGAAAAGAUUUAUUUAAACGAGAUCCCGAUAAAGUUCCUAUCACAGACUUCUUUGGUUCAGUAAGACCAAUAGAGAUCACAACAAACGUAAUAAAUAUCCUCCCUAUAAAAUCAAAUAAAACAAGUUUGAUAGAAUCAGAAGAGAAAUAUAAUUAUGUUUCUCAGUUUCCAGAUAUAACGCAAUAUACGUAAGCUGUUUAAAUAUUUGUAUUUGUAUCAACAUUACUUUUAUUAAACAUAGUCUUUAUAAAUUAUAAGAAUUAUUUUCACCAUGCCCAAAUAUUAUAAAAUAUUUGUUAUAAUUAUUAUUAAUAUUAUCAAUAUAGGGUGUAAAGAAAUUAAAGAUUAUUUAAAUAUUAAUAAUUUUUAUUAUAAGAUAAAAGAAUUUACUGCAGUCACAUAAAAAAGUGAUUCCUGCAAAUAUCAUUUUAAUUUGAUCUACGGUCAUCAACAUCGAACUGCAUUUCGGUAGUUGCAGCUUAAUAUAGUUGGGUCAAAAACAGUCCCUUCAGGACACUGGAAUUUAGAAACUACAUAGUGACCAUUAACACGAAGACAGUAAUAGAAUUUACUACAGUCAUUAGGAUCACGGACAUAUCCUUCGCGUUGACAAAUAUCCUUACUUGGUGGGGUGGUAGGCUUAGUUAUGUCGGUUGGUGUAGUUGUUUUUGUUGGUGUAAUUGAUGUAGUUGUUUUUGUUGGUGUAGUUGUUGUGGAUGUUAUAGGUGGACCAUUUCGCAAAACAUUAUUCAAAAUUUUCAAAAGAGGAUAUUUUUCUCCGCAUGCACCAUGGAAGUCAUCAGUUUCAAUACUCCAUAACAUAGCACCACCAAGACCAUUAGCCUUAGCAUAUUCAGCCUUUUCCUUCAAAGAUCUAUAUAAUAAUACAUUCAUUAAUUAUAAAAGUUUAAAGUAAUACCAUAACACAACUAAUGUAUAUAUAUAGUAUGAAUAUACUUACUGAACGUCAUCAUACCCUACCCAUUGAUUAUCCUUAUAUGCAUAAGGUGCGCGCUGUUCAUUGUCGUAAACAAUGGUCCAUUUACCGUUUUUUAGUUGUGUGCAAAUUUCAUUAUAUCCUAACAUUCCAGGUUCUUUAGUGUAUGGUCCCGCGGUUCCUGCUCCAAUACUUGGUGAUCCGAUAUCAUGUUGUUGAGGAUUUUUAAGAGUAAAAGAUCUACCAUAGAAAGGUACCCCAAGAAUCAAUUUUUCAGGAGGAGCACCUUGUGAUAACCAGUAUUUUACAGAUGCGUCCUAAAAUUAAUGAAUUACUAUUAAUAUCGGAACAAUUAGAAGAGAGAUUAAUAAAUAAUUGAUCUCGCUUAUAGACAUCUGAAUAUUAUUACAUGCAAAUAAGUAAUUUACUUACAACAGUGAAUUGAGCGUUAUUAGCAGACGCACCCUUUUUUGCAUAGAGAGGAGAAUUGAGUCCAAUGGUAGAUUCCCAAGAACCGUGAAGAUCGUAAGUCAUAAGAUUGAUAAAGUUCAAGUAUUUGCACAUCUCAGGUAUUAUAUAAGAUUGACGAGCGGAAGUUGCAGCAGCACUGACAGCCGCACUAAGAAUGUAUCCAUGUUGGUCAAAUUUCUCUCGAAGUUCUUUCAAAAGGCUAAUAUAAUUUUCUUUAUCUACAGGCUUGCCACCACGUUGAUUUGGGUAUUCCCAAUCAACAUCAAAACCGUCAAAGCCAUACUUCUUUAAGAAUUCGACCACCGAGUUAACAAACUUAGCGCGAAGGGUAGGAUUGGCAACAACGUUAGAGUAUUUGACAGAACCCUCGUUCCAUCCACCGAUAGCGACCAUAGUUUUUAUAUCAGUGUUGUUCUUACGGAGAUUGUUGAAUCUACCAAAACCAUUCUUUCCAUAGUUAUCUGGAAGAUCUUGCCAAGGGUCCAGAAUCCUAAUGGUACCACCCGAAUUGAGUCCAACGAAUGUGUAAAUUAUAUGAGUGCAGAGCUUUGGAUCGAUGUCAUCAAUCAUGAAUUUGCCUGCAUUUUCUCGAUAGACUGCCCAACUACCGAAGUAACAGACGAUCUUGUCUGUCACAAAAUCAAUACUUCAAUGAGUAAAAAUAUAAGAAAUAUAUUUUUAAAAAUAAUGAAAAAAAAAAUUAAAAUACAUUAAAGAUAUGUCUCAUAUAGCGUACAUUUUUGGUUUCAUAUAAUGUAAGUAUUGUCGACAAAUGUACACGUAGAUAUAUCUAUAUGUAAAUAUAUAUAUAUAUAGACAAAAACACACACAUAUGCAUAUACAUAUAUAUAUAUAUAUAUAUACUUACUGUCUGCCUUUGCAGUCGCGGCAAAAGCCACAAAGGCUGCCAAAAAUACGAUCCAAGCGUUCAUCUGUAUAUAGACAAAAUUCUUAUAAUGACAAAAUGAAAAGAGCAAUAUCGGAGUUUGCAGUUAAUCAAUCUCUUUCUGAUACAGUAAUGUCAUCAGAGGAUUUAGAAAUCAUAUCACUUUAGAUUGAGUCAUGAGAAAACCUAUACGUUAGUUAUCGCAAAUCUAUCUAUACACUUAUCUGAAGAUCAUAAAAAAUUUUGUUAAAAUCAUGUCCUAUCGACAUAGAUAUUGAUAAAGAGAAAGUCUUAAAAAUAAAUAAUUUUUAAAUGAAAAAAAAAAAAAAAAAAAAAAAUAAUAAUAAUAAUAAAAAAAUAA
Molecule: messenger RNA, 3681 nt
Organism: Vespa velutina
Lineage: Eukaryota; Metazoa; Arthropoda; Insecta; Hymenoptera; Vespidae
Gene: PIG-K
Product: putative GPI-anchor transamidase
Exons: 4
Coding region: 187-1218 (343 amino acids)
Biological process (GO): protein localization to cell surface; proteolysis; attachment of GPI anchor to protein
Cellular component (GO): GPI-anchor transamidase complex
Molecular function (GO): GPI-anchor transamidase activity
Source: RefSeq, a predicted model, not a curated record